Mesocricetus auratus (golden hamster) is the source of this 1672-nucleotide messenger RNA. It is a transcript of the gene Tmem107, whose product is annotated as transmembrane protein 107. The record is from RefSeq and is a predicted model, not a curated record. The transcript is spliced from 4 exons. Bases 317 to 724 code for a protein of 135 amino acids. Lineage: Eukaryota; Metazoa; Chordata; Mammalia; Rodentia; Cricetidae. Gene Ontology annotation, biological process: protein localization to ciliary transition zone; non-motile cilium assembly. Gene Ontology annotation, cellular component: MKS complex.
AGUGGGAAGCAGAGGAGGGACGAUUUGGUGGUUCCGGGUACACUCCCCGGUGGGUCCACUCCUUCGCACACACCAGGAGGUUGAGCAUCCUUUAGGUACCCGGCCUACAGACGGCGGCCCAGGGCGAGGCGCUCUCGCGAGACUUCCGGAAACAGCUGCGCGGCGCCUGCGGGCGCAAUUACCAUGGUAACUGGGCGGCGCCUGAGCGCGCGGGAAGGAGGCUUAAACCGAGGGAGAGGUCCGGCCUGCUUGGUCCUGGACACUUGAGAAGUAACCAGCCUCAGACUGUCAGCCUCCGCUCUCGGUCCCCGAGGCCAUGGGGCGGGUCUCCGGGCUCGUGCCCUCUCGGUUCCUGACGCUCUUGGCUCAUCUAGUGGUUGUCAUCACUUUAUUCUGGUCCCGGGAAAGCAACAUCCAGGCUUGCCUGCCUCUCCAGUUCACCCCGGAGGAAUAUGAGAAGCAGGACAUCCAACUGGUGGCAGCGCUCUGUCUCACCCUGGGCCUCUUUGCGGUGGAGCUAGCUGGCUUCCUCUCAGGAGUUUCCAUGUUCAACAGCACCCAGAGCCUCCUCUGUAUCCUUUCAGCCUGCCCAGCGUUCCAUCCAUUCUUCCCGCCUCUUCAGACCUUUUGGGCACAAGUCUCUGCCCAGGUGGUAAACCGAACCACUCUAGCGCCUUCCCAGCUGUCACUGAAACGACAUUAUUCAUCGCUGUCUUCGGACUGAAAAAGAAACCUUUCUGAUCACGACUCGGGCGUAGGGACCAAGGCUGGAAAAGUGAUGAGCUUCCUCCCGUCGGUGGGAGAAGAAAGGCUUCAGUUUUCUCUCUCCCUGCCCUUGUGUCCCUCCCAACUACUUCUAAGCAGAGGAUGGCAGUGUUGGGAUAAGAUCUCUCAAAUCUUGGGUUAUAAUCUUAUUAGAGCAUUGUUAAUAAAAUGCAUUUUAUAAUAAAAACUACGCUGAAGCCGGGCGUUGGUGGCGCACGCCUUUACUCCCAGCACUCGGGAGGCAGAGGCAGGCGGAUCUCUGUGAGUUCGAGGCCAGCCUGGUCUACAGAGCUAGUUCCAGGACAGCCUCCAAAGCCACAGAGAAACCCUGUCUUGAAAAACCAAAAAAAUAAAAAUAAAAAUAAAUACUACGCAGAUACUGUUUUUCAGAGGACGUCUGGGUGGGCCAAGAAGCUGGUGUAAAUAAAGGCUUUUAUUCUAGUCUUACUGUACAUGAGGUGAUCCUUCUAUUUGGAUUUUUACGGUACAAGAGAGACGGAAGUAAGUGGGCGGAGAUAUGUAAAUAAGCACCGCACUUAGGCUUUCUAGUUUGCCGUAUGUGAGCGAAGCAUUCUGGGAGGAUUGUAUUCCUUCCUUUUUGGCGCCGAAUGGAAAAUAAUUUAUAUUAAGUAAUUUGCAAACAGAUAUUACUCUAGGGUUUCAAGAACCCUGAAUCGUUCGGUUUGUGCUAAAAAACUGUCACAUUCUCACCCUUGCUUUAACCGGAAAUGUUUCUACCUAAUGAUGAAUGGGCCAGUUGGGCUCUUUAUCGUCAGGAGGUUAAUCCUUACCUGUUCCUCCUUUUGGAGGGCAGAUAGAAAAUGAUGAUUGGAGCUUGCAUGAUUUGCUGAUUAGCACUUCCGUGUAAUCAGGACCUGACAACAUCCUGAUUGCUCCUCUCUGAUUC